Messenger RNA from Helobdella robusta, 1305 nucleotides. RefSeq lists its product as hypothetical. Bases 1 to 1305 code for a protein of 434 amino acids. The record is from RefSeq and is a predicted model, not a curated record. NCBI's taxonomy places the organism in Eukaryota, Metazoa, Annelida, Clitellata, Rhynchobdellida, Glossiphoniidae. The transcript has 2 exons.
AUGUCUGUUUUUCAGGAGGAAGAAUUUCUUGAAAAUGAAGUGAUAGAGGUAAAGAAUAAAAAAACGUUAAGCAACUCUGAUAAUGAUUAUUGUAGUUUUGGUCAGCUCAGAAAUGGGUCAAAAAGCAAGCCCUUGUCUUUCUAUUCUUAUCAAGUGCUCAGUGAUUAUGGGUCUCCUUCGUUGGAUCACAACAAUUUAAAGAAACAAUCCUUCUUUCAUGGUCCAUCAUCACAUUCAUUGACUCACGAUUGGCUCAUGAAUUCCUGUGUUGAAACUUGCAGACCUGAAGAUGGAGCACAAACUGAAGAUGACACGAAGAAUGCAGGAUGUUUGGUUGACGACCAAGUAUUGCCUGCACUUUCAACAGGAGAUGACAACUUUGAUGAGCCAACGUGGAUGAAGUAUGUGACUGAUGAGGUCAACAAGCAAUCUAUCAACAUGCCUCUUACAACAGCCACUCUUGAAAUCGUUUCUGACUCUUUGAAUGGCUCGAGUGAAAAUAUUUCGGCAAUUCAAUCCAAUGAAGAUUCCAUUGAAACUCCUGCUCGUAACAUUUCACUUGACCAUUUUUCAACGCCACACAGAGCUGCUAAUCAGCUAAACUAUUUACAAGAUAUAUCAAAAGCUUCAUUUUCAACUCCGCCAUCAGAAACAAAAACUUCAUCUACAUCCUACCAAAACUCAACUUUGCUCUCUAAAGACAGCGUGCCUUCUCAUCUAACAUCUAUUUCUGCAAAAACUUUGUCCUCGCCAUCACUUCCUGAGCCAAGUGCUCCGUCAUCAGCUACCAUAAUUAGGUCUGGUGUUUCAUUAUUGCCUUUGAAAGUAAACAUAUUCUCAUCUAUAUCGUCGCACCCUUCCAAUGCCUUGUUGACUCCUAGUUCAGAAAGAUGUCUUGAGGUCUGUUAUUUGAAUCCACCUCCUAAAGUUCUGAAGAAGAAGCUAUCGGACUCAGAAGAUAACAUAUCAUUUUCAUCAUCCAGAUCGUCUGCUACCUAUCGUCAAUCAUUAUCAACUCCUUCAACCAUCCCAUCAUCCACUCCUCAGUAUUUGUAUUGUGACCACAACAUUAGUUCUUCAGUUGAUCAUUUGUUUGCCUAUCACGAUGGCAUAGCAAGAAAGCAAUAUUGUGUAGUGGAUUCUACGCAUCAAACCAAUCAUGCUAGAAUUUGUGAAUUGCCUGUCAAAAAUCUUUCCGAGGAUAAAUCAAGUUGUUCGGCUUGUGGCUUCUGUAUCGGUGAGAGACUGUUUUUUAAAUAUUCUGAUAUAAGUUUACUACUGUUCUUUUUUCUGCUGAUAUUUUGA